GGAGAGAAGGGAGGAGAAGGAAGGAGAAGGAGGGACCCCGGCGGGGCGGGGAUGCGCGGCCGGGACGCGGGGCGCGGAGUGCGCGGCCGGGAUGCGGUGCGGGAAGAUGGCGGCGGCGCCGCCACCAGUGGCAGCAGCGGGGGCAGCGGCGGCGGCCGGGGCGGCGAGCGGCUGGGGCGGCGUGCGGCGGCGCUGCCAGCGGCUGCUCUACUGGGUGCCCGUGCUCUUCAUCUCCAGUAUCCUGUGCUGGUCCUACUACGCCUAUGUCACCCAGCUCUGCCUGCUAACAAUGACAAAUAUUGGAGAAAAAGUUGUGUGCCUGGUUGCUUACCACAUAUUUUUCAUGCUGUUCGUCUGGUCAUAUUGGAAAACAAUCUUUACGCUACCAAUGAAUCCUUCAAAAGAAUUUCAUCUAUCAUACUCAGACAAGGAAUCUCUAGAGAGGGAGCCUAGAGGUGAAUCCCAGCAAGAAGUCUUACGACGGGCAGCCAAGGAUCUUCCUAUCUAUACGAGGACAAUGUCUGGAGCAAUUAGAUACUGUGACAGAUGCCAUCUUGUAAAACCAGAUCGUUGCCAUCACUGUUCUGUGUGUGACAAAUGCAUUCUGAAAAUGGAUCAUCAUUGCCCUUGGGUGAACAACUGUGUAGGAUUCUCCAACUACAAAUUUUUUCUUCUCUUCUUGGCUUACUCUCUACUGUAUUGCCUUUUCAUUGCUGCAACAGAUUUACAGUAUUUUAUCAAGUUUUGGACAAAUGGCCUUCCUGAUACUCAAGCCAAGUUCCACAUCAUGUUUUUAUUUUUUGCUGCCGCUAUGUUUUCUGUCAGUCUGUCUUCUCUCUUUGGGUACCACUGUUGGCUCGUCAGUAAGAACAAGUCAACAUUAGAGGUAUUUAGAGCGCCCAUAUUUCGUCACAGAACGGACAAGAAUGGUUUUAGCUUGGGCUUCAGCAAGAACCUAAGGCAGGUGUUUGGGGAUGAGAAGAAAUACUGGCUGCUGCCUGUGUUUUCAAGCCUAGGGGAUGGUUGCUCCUUCCCAACUUGCCUUGUUAAUCAGGAUCCUGAGCAAGCCUCCACACCUGGUGGUCUUAAUUCAACCUCUAAAAACGAGAGUCUCCUGUUCCCUGCCAAGCCGCUGCGCGAUUCCCAGAGCCACCUCCUCACCGACACGCAGUCUUGGUCAGACAUCAGUGCAAAGGCUGAAAAGGGCAAAAUUGGUAUGAGCAAUCCUGCAUUAACCAUGGAAAAUGAAACCUAACUUCCCUUAAAAGAAUCUUCUGAAUACUUUAGGAAAGUUCAAGAAAAAGCUGUUGGUGGAAGGAAGAUGGAUUCUUCCAAAUAUCAGCCCUAUCAGCCAGCUGCUCCCGUCUGCUCCUGUGUGGAUGUGCUCAGAAAACAAACUGACAGAUGAUAGCUGUCUCCAUGUCACUGCUUGAAACAUGAAACAAAACAUACAACUUUUGAACCACAUAAAGAAUGUUUCAACUUAGGAUUACUGAUUUUGAAUGGUGAAGGGUGAUUCUGAGUAUUAUGGAAAAAAAAAAAAGUCUUGAGUUUACUAUUGUAAAAAUUCUGUGGCUGGUUUUACUUUGAUAUUCAGCACAAGAAAAAUGUGACCUCCUUACGUAUCAGCCCAGGUUCUCGCCUUGGUUUUGAAAGUUCACCUGUUAAUUCAAAUUGCUGUAAGUAUUUGACUUACUUCAAAAAUCAAAUGUUUGCACUGCUGGCUAUAUAAAGUGGGAAAACAAUCAGUGUUGGUUACGGACAAUUUAGUGGCUCGGUGGACUGUAUUUUCUUUUGAGCGCUUGAUAAGCAAGUUUUUUGUUUUGUUUUUUAAGAUAAGGCAACCCUAGUGAAGUGUCAGACUAUUUUUGGAUCACUUUUAGAAAACAUUAUUGUGAAGGCUCCCUUUUCAAUAGUUGUGGAGUGGAGGGGAAACCUCCUUUGUUAAUUAAAUAUUACAGUGAGUCCCUGGUAAAUGGGUGAUUAAAAAGUCCACAUUCGGAUGGAUAAUAUGUAAGUAAAGCUCGUAGCUGGGGAUUUUGAUGAAAGCUGCACAUGACGAUCCUAUGAAAUUGGGGGUUUUAUUCUCCCAUGUGGAGCCUUAAUCCCCUAAGGGAAAGGAAGGCUGACACUUCACUUUGGUGAAGUGAAAAAAGGUGCUUUUUUUUUUUUAAAUCAAACUAUGUUCUUGAUGGUCACUGUCUUUCAAAAUCCUAGUUUUUUAUUAAUCAAUAGUUGUCUCAACUUUUUUCACUUCUUUAAGACACUGAAUUUCUCACUGCAUAAAUUAACGAAUAUCACAUCCAAACAAGGAGACAUUGUUAUAACUUAGGAUAUUUGCAGUUAAAGGAUAAAGGAUAUUCAAUUGCAAUACCAAAAAGCCAAACUGCUGCAUAUAGGAAGCUCCCUUCUGUUAAGUUAGGAGACAGACAGCAGGAUUUUUAGGAUUGAAGUUUACCAGCCUGAUGAUAAAAGAGGUGUUAUAAACUGCAAAGUCAAGGAAGUUUCAGCAACACAAAUCUGUCUUGUGCCUUUUGUAUGCACUAAACUUACGGUAUCAGUGUUUACAUUUAAAUGCAAUGUAAUUGUUUUUCUGAAAAUAACAAGAAGGAUCUUAGUUAUGCUUUCUAGGUGGCCAGGUAAAACAACUAGUCAAAAGAAACCCCAACAACCUGAAAACCUGAAAAAAGUUCUCAAAACUGAACUACUUAGCUGGUGUGUUCACGGUGGAAGGAUUCCAGUUUUUGAAGAAUAAUAACCCCAGUUGGAAAGCUGGCAGCAGGACUAAGUGACUGAUUUCUGAAAGCAAAAAUUUUACCAUAAAUUCUUCUACAGGCAGGUAACUUAAAAUUUUGAGGUUUUGUUUCCUGGAUUUACAACGUAAGUGGUAACGAUGGGAGCACAAAUGUGUUGUUUUUUUUUUUUUCCAAUGAGGAAGAAUGUAUUGGGUUUAAUUUGUUUAAGAUCUCAAAAUUUUACCAGCCUGAGAACAUCUGAAUUUUGCCAGAAGUGCCAGAGUAUGGAUCCCUUGAUGUAGAAGGCUUUUUUUUCAAACAAGCAUGAAGGUAGCACAGUUUACACGAUGCCUGCAGACAUCCUAGCAACCAAAAGUUUUCAUUUAUUCAGUGUUGUCCUGUCAGCUUACUUUGCCUUAGUGUCUGUUUAAAGGCUAACUUGUCAAGGGAUAAGGGGGAGAGGGAAAAUAUAUAUUUUUAACACUUCAAGUUCUCUAGCUGUAUAGUCUUGGUUUUUUACACGGUCAGGGUGGUUUGUCACAGAGCAUGCAUUGGAAAACAGUGACUAAAAAGUUGAAAUUCAGCUUUAAUGUAACUUGCUCCGUACUUUUAGGUAAAGACUAAGUACCAUUUUCUUCCCCAGCAAAAUCUGUAAUAGAAAUUGCUCUAAUGCAGGUGGCAGACCUGCCCUGGGGCUCUGCCAGGUCUCAGUAAGGCUGGGAAUUGAUAUAGAGAGAAGGGGCAGGGAUAGGGGAUCAAAAAAAGUCCUGUGAGUCUCAACAGUCACAUUUAGAAAGCACAAUAGUCCUAAAUAAUCUGCAGUUUUGAUGUAGCUAAAGGCUGUCCCUCUAGCAGAAAACUGGAGGCCACAGAGCCAAGAAAUAUGAAUUCACAAGGGAAGGG
Molecule: messenger RNA, 3638 nt
Organism: Anas platyrhynchos (mallard)
Lineage: Eukaryota; Metazoa; Chordata; Aves; Anseriformes; Anatidae
Gene: ZDHHC2
Product: zDHHC palmitoyltransferase 2
Molecular function (GO): palmitoyltransferase activity
Source: RefSeq, a predicted model, not a curated record